Molecule: messenger RNA, 2203 nt
Organism: Ruditapes philippinarum (Manila clam)
Lineage: Eukaryota; Metazoa; Mollusca; Bivalvia; Venerida; Veneridae
Product: galactocerebrosidase-like
Exons: 19
Coding region: 100-2118 (672 amino acids)
Biological process (GO): galactosylceramide catabolic process
Cellular component (GO): lysosome
Molecular function (GO): galactosylceramidase activity
Source: RefSeq, a predicted model, not a curated record
CCAUACUGUCAUGUGAAAUAAAUACAUGUCACAUGUUCGAAAUAUUAUCAAAAUAAUUACAUUUACCAUCUAUCAGGAAGGAUUAUAAAUUUACUGAGGAUGAGGGUGUUAGCUAUAAUCUGUUGUUGUUUUGUGAGCUGUUCAAUAGGCCAGUAUACAUUUGAUGAUUCUAAUGGUUUGGGGAGAAGAUUUGAUGGUCUUGGAGGCCUCAGUGGUGGAGGGGCAACAUCAAAACUGUUACCAGGAUAUCCAGAAGAUCUCAGGAAUCAAAUUUUAGACUACCUCUUUAAGCCUAAUUUUGGAGCAUCUCUUCAUAUUUUGAAAGUUGAGAUAGGGGGUGGAUCAAUGAGUGGAGUUGGUAGUGAAGCUACUCAUAUAUAUCAUGAUGGUGAUGAGAAUUAUGAUAGAGGUUAUGAAUGGUGGAUGAUGAAAGAAGCUAAAAAGAGAAAUCCAAAGAUAAAACUGUAUGGGUUACCAUGGGUGUUUUCUGGCUGGGUUGGUAACGGUACAAAUUCACCAUACACCUACCCUGAGAGAACAGUGGAAUACAUCAUUAAAUGGAUCAAGGGAGCUAAGCAGUAUCAUAAUCUUGAUAUAGAUUAUAUUGGGGAAUGGAAUGAACAAAACUACAAUACAACAUAUUUAAAGAUGCUAAGAGCGUCCUUAGAUUCUAAUGGUAUGCAGCAUAUUAAGAUAGUAGCUGCUGAUGAUUUUGGAGCAGACUAUGCAUCUAAACAAAGCAAUCUUGUACGAGACAUGGGUCUGGAUCCACUCUUAUCAUCUGCUGUAGAUUAUUAUGGUGUUCAUUAUUCAAGUACCCAGAGUAAUCUGGGGUCUAUAAUGUGGGGCAAACAACUGUGGGCAUCAGAGGACUAUAGUACAUUUAAUGAUGUACAUGGAGCAAGGUGCUGGGCUCGGAUUUUGAAUCAGAACUAUGUGAAUGGACUGAUGACAAGUACAAUAUCUUGGAACUUGAUAGCAGCAUACUAUGAGGGUAUGCCUUAUCAGAGAUGUGGUCUGAUGACUGCUAACAGUCCAUGGAGUGGACAUUACAGUGUUGAUUCUACCAUUUGGAUGACCGCUCACACAGCACAGUUUACGGAGCCAGGAUGGAUUUAUCUGAGUCAUCAUUCAGGUGUUGGUCAUCUUGUUGGUGGAGGAAGCUAUGUUGCCCUCACUAGUCCUGAUAAAACACAACUUACAAUUGUUAUAGAGACUAUAGAUUAUGCAGAUUCUAAGUGUCUACAUGAAGCUCUACCACAAUACACUGUUGUCAAUCAAACUAUUAAAUUUAAUCUGGAAGGCAGUUUUAAAAGUAUAACAAAAUUACACUACUGGUUUAGUAUGCUAGGAAAUGCUGCACAGAAAAAUGUCACAGUGCUUUUUGACUAUAUGGGGCCCAUAGAGGCAGAUGAGGAGGGAAUGUUCACACUUGAAGCUGGUUUAAACCAGAUAUUUACAUUGAGUACUGUUAAUACAGCUGCCAAGGGAGAGUACCCAGAUCCUCCCGUACCUACUGAUUUCCCUUUACCAUAUAUGGACAAUUUUAAUGCUGUUGUUGAACACCAAGAGCCUUAUUUUGUUGCUCCUAUGUCUGGUUCAUUUGAAGUGAUUACAGUACCCGGUACCAACAACAAAGUACUACGUCAGAUGGCAAUAUUAAAUCCAGUUGACUGGUGUGAGACUGAAAACUUCACAUUGGCUCUUAUUGGAAAUAUAUCAUGGACCAAUAUCUAUGUGGAGACAUCAUUCUCUAUUGAUAUGGAAAAUGCCACUACUGGUGUAUUUGUAGCACAGAGAAUCAACAGUGGUGGUUGUUAUACUGUUGGUGGGCAAGGCUUUCUCUUCUAUGUCUUCCCUAAGAAUGCCACCUAUGAAUUCUGGGGAGAUUCCAGGAGAGCUACUCUCUUAGGUUAUGGCCCUGCACCAAGCUUAAAACCUACUGGUUACAACAAACUAGGACUUAAAGUGAAGGAUGGUUUUGCUGAGGGCUAUGUUAAUGAUCAGUUGGUGUUUGGUGUGAGGAUGCCAGAUAGUCCAGCCAGUGGGUUUCCAGCAUUUGGUACAGCGGGUUUCGGACAUGCUGACUUUGACUACAUCAUGAUAUCAGAAUCUUGAUACUAGUUGACUUUAUAGUCUCAUAGUAGCAUAUUAUUAUACAUUCAUAUAUAGAUUUCUGUUAUAGAUUUUUAAUGUAAUUUUA